UUUCAUAGAAUCAAUUGAUAGGAAAGAAAAGAAAUAAUAAAAGAAGGACAGUUGAGAUUUUAGGAGAGAGAGAGAGAGAGGAUGGAGAAUCUCUGGCGAAUCGCUACAGGCCAGGACCCGAACCGGCAAGAUUACGAAGGAAUAGAGUUCUGGUCGAACCCGGAGCGAUCGGGGUGGCUCACAAAGCAAGGCGAUUACAUCAAGACCUGGCGCAGACGGUGGUUCGUGCUCAAGCGAGGGAAGCUCCUGUGGUUCAAGGAUCAAUCCUCGGCCUUAACCCGCGGAUCUAUCCCGCGUGGGGUGAUCUCGGUGGGAGAUUGUCUCACCGUGAAAGGAGCUGAGGACGUGGUGAACAAGCCUUUCGCCUUCGAGAUUUCGAGCGGGAACAUCACCAUGUUCUUCAUAGCUGAUAACGAGAAGGAGAAGGAAGAGUGGAUCAACUCUAUUGGAAGGUCCAUCGUGCAGCACUCGAGAUCGGUUACUGAUUCUGAAGUCCUUGAUUAUGAUCAAAGGCGGUGACUUCUUUUUUUUACCUCUAAGCUAUGUUUGAUUCCGUUUAUUGUACCUGUGUAUGUAUGUAUGCCUUUCUCAAGUUCUUGAUCCGACUCUCUAUCUCUUGUGUUAUGGUUUCUGUAUCUGAUUCUAUUCCCUUGUGAACAAGUUUUUGUCCUUUCAGCUUCUAUAUUUGCUUAACCUUGAUCGAUUCAUCAA
Messenger RNA from Brassica oleracea var. oleracea, 711 nucleotides. RefSeq names its product pleckstrin homology domain-containing protein 1-like. NCBI's taxonomy places the organism in Eukaryota, Viridiplantae, Streptophyta, Magnoliopsida, Brassicales, Brassicaceae. Bases 82 to 519 code for a protein of 145 amino acids. The transcript has a single exon. The record is from RefSeq and is a predicted model, not a curated record.